AUGGCGAGCUCGGCUAACUCGAACCCAGUGCCUAGGUUGUACAAGUCGGUGAUUGAAGAUGUCAUCAAUGAGGUACGAGAGCUGUUUCUGGAUGAGGGAGUGGACGAACAAGUGCUUUUGGAGCUCAAAACGCUCUGGGAGAACAAGCUGCAGCAGUCUAAGGCAGUGGAGGGCUUCCACACAGAGGAGCAGGCUCUCCAGGCUCAGCACCAGCAGCAGCAGCAGGUCCAACACAUCCACCACAACCCCCAGGUGACCACGGCCCAGGCCCAGCCCGUCAUCCUGCCCACGCAUCAGCAUCAAGCGCCCCAGCAGCAAGUCAUUGUUCAAGAUCCAAAGAUUCUUCAACACAUGAGUGCAACGGGGAUGAGUGCAGCAGCCACCGCAGCAACACUGGCUUUGCCCACUGGCGUCACUCCAUACCAACAGCUCAUCACAAGCCAAGGUCAGAUCCUUCAAGUGGUGCGUGCAGCGAAUGGGGCACAGUACAUUAUCCAGCAGCCUCAGCAGCCCAUCCUCCUGCAGCAGCAGAUGCAGCCCGGGGGAGUCCAAGCCCCGGUCAUUCAACAGGUCCUGGCCCCAAUCCAAGGAGGCCUUCCCCAGCAAACGGGAGUCAUCAUCCAGCCACAGCAAAUCGUCUUAGCUCCAGGAAACAAAGUCCAAGGAAACACACAGGUGAUGCAGGCAACAGCCAUGGCCCCUCAGCCCGGGCAGCCCUCCACAGCUCAGGGGGCUCCCCCACAGCCUCAGGCACAGCAGCCUCCCAUGAUGCUGCAGGUGGACGGAGCAGGGGACACGUCUUCAGAGGAAGACGAGGAUGAGGAGGAAGAGUAUGAUGAAGAUGAAGAGGAGGAGAAGGACAAGGACGGAGCUGAGGACGGACAGGUGGAGGAGGAGCCUCUGAACAGUGAAGACGACGUGAGCGAUGAAGAGGACCAGGAGCUGUUUGAUACAGAGAAUGUAGUAGUGUGCCAGUACGACAAGAUCCACAGAAGUAAGAACAAAUGGAAAUUCCACCUGAAGGAUGGGAUCAUGAACCUCAACGGGAGGGACUACGUUUUCUCCAAAGCCAUCGGGGACGCGGAGUGGUAA
Messenger RNA from Knipowitschia caucasica, 1092 nucleotides. Lineage: Eukaryota; Metazoa; Chordata; Actinopteri; Gobiiformes; Gobiidae. The record is from the annotation of a GenBank genome assembly.